Molecule: messenger RNA, 1634 nt
Organism: Lampris incognitus (smalleye Pacific opah)
Lineage: Eukaryota; Metazoa; Chordata; Actinopteri; Lampriformes; Lampridae
Product: cytochrome b-c1 complex subunit 2, mitochondrial
Exons: 14
Coding region: 51-1430 (459 amino acids)
Cellular component (GO): mitochondrion
Molecular function (GO): metal ion binding
Source: RefSeq, a predicted model, not a curated record
AUCCGCCACAUCCGCCUCUUCGGACCGGCGACGGGAGAGAAUCGAGCGUUAUGAGGGGAAUCCAGUCUCUACACCGCCUCUCCAAAAGAUGUUAUGCUGCUGCAAGGAGGAGCGAGGCUCUAACUGAGCCCUAUGCAAGCCACAAAACAGCCCCUACUGCUCCCCUCACGGCCCAGGAUGUUCAGGUAUCCAAGCUUCCAAAUGGUCUGGUGAUAGCAUCGCUGGAGAACUAUUCGCCUCUGUCCACUGUUGGUGUGUUCGUGAAAGCUGGGAGUCGCUAUGAGCCAGCAGAGAACCAGGGGGUCUCUCAUAUACUACGGUUGGCAGCCAACCUGACUACUAAGGGAGCUUCUGCCUUUAAAAUCUGUCGCGGCAUGGAGGCAGUAGGGGGCAGUCUAAGUGUGACAUCAUCGAGGGAGACCAUAGUGUAUUCUGUGGACUGCUUGAGAAACCACCUAGACACUGUGUUGGAGUUUUUGGUCAAUGUGACCACAGCUCAAGAGUUCCGGCCAUGGGAGGUUGCAGAGUUGACCUCACGGGUGAAGAUUGACAAGGCUCUGGCCCAGCAGUGUCCACAGAUAGGUGUCAUUGAGAAGUUGCAUGAGGCGGCAUACAAAAAUGCUCUGUCCAACUCUUUGUAUUGCCCUGACUACAUGGUGGGCCACGUCUCCCCUGAGCAGCUGCAGUCCUUUGUUGAGAACAAUUUCUCCUCUGGCAGAAUGGCUCUUGUAGGAGUAGGUGUGAAGCACUCCACACUGAGGCAGUUAGGGGAGGGGCAGCUGAGUGUCCGGCGUGGAGCUGGAACACCCACAGCAAAGGCUGUAUACCGUGGAGGCGAACUAAGGAUGCAGAACAGUGACAGCCUGGUCCACACACUGGUUACGUGUGAAGGGGGUAUGACGGGUACUACAGAGGCCAAUGCCUUUAGUGUGCUGCAGAGGAUCCUGGGAGCUGGUCCACAUGUUAAGAGGGGCUCCAACAUCACCAGUAAACUAAGCCAGGGAAUUGCCAAAGCUACCACACAGCCCUUUGAUGCCAUAUCGUUCAAUACUACAUACUCCGACUCUGGCCUGUUUGGGGUUUACACCAUUUCACAAGCAGAUUCUGCAGGAGAGGUGAUCAAAGCAGCCAUUGCUCAGGUGACGGGUGUGGCUGAGGGAAACCUCUCUGAGGCCGAUGUCUCCAGAGCAAAGAACCAGAUAAAGGCUGAAUACCUGAUGUCCAUGGAAAGUUCUGAGGGCCUGAUGGAGGAGAUGGGGGCCCAGGCCCUGGCCACUGGGACCUACCAGGCACCUGAAACGUUUCUUCAAAGCAUAGAUACUCUCACCCACGCUGAUUUGGUGAAGGCUGCGAAAAAAUUCGUGGAUGGCAAGAGAUCCAUGGCAGCUAGUGGACAGCUCAUCAAUACACCCUUUUUGGAUGAAUUAUGAAAUUUGGAGUAUAGGAACAUUUAACAUUUUAACUCGUGACAGGUUAUGUCAGGAUGCUUGCAAACAAAAAGAAACUGAAGCUUGACAGCUUCUCACAACAAACAAUACCCAUGUUGUCACCAAGCAUUUGUAGUUUGUCCUGCAGAUGUGUUUUGUUCAUUUCACUGUAUAUCUCAUGUAAAUUCAUUAAAUUACCUACCUCCA